AUGGCUCAAAUUGAACAGGAAGAAACACAUAGCGAUCAGCGCACACAGUAUACAUUCCAAAAAAUUCAACCCAAAGCUGUAAGUGUUGCAGCUCCAAGUGAAUCAUCAUACCCUAAGUCUUCCAAACCAUCAUUAAUAUCUAACAUUAUGGCUGAAUUUGAACACGAAGAACACAGCAAUACUUCAAGCCUCUCAGAGAACAAUGAUGAUGACGAUAAUGAAUUUUAUACAAAUCUCAUUAGUGCGAUAAAUGAACGUAAUCCAUUAUGGGAUCAUCGGCUUCCUAUGGCAGAUCGUUAUGAGCCGAUAAAACAAAUGCUUUGGAAUGAGAUUUAUGUUGCACUGAAUGGUAUAUAUCCAAUAGAAAUUUUAAAGAAAAAAUGGAAAUACUUGAGGGAGAAAACUACAAGCAACAUUCCAUCAUUGACCGAGAAUAUCUCACAUGUAGACAAAGAAGACUUCAAUGGACAGAGCACUAAACCUACUAAAAGAUCAAAGUCUGACACUUUUGAAGAUUUGAUUUUGAAAGAAUUACGUGAGUCCAGACCUGUUGCUCCAUCUACCAAUUGCUCCAUCGAAGAAGACGGGGACUUACAUUAUUGUAAAUACUUAGCCUCACUGAUGAAGAAUAUUCCAAAAAAAAAAAAAAUAGCUUUGCAAUCAAAUCUCAUUUGCCAGGUAAUUAAUUGUUUGGAAGACUGA
Molecule: messenger RNA, 702 nt
Organism: Macrosiphum euphorbiae (potato aphid)
Lineage: Eukaryota; Metazoa; Arthropoda; Insecta; Hemiptera; Aphididae
Source: the annotation of a GenBank genome assembly